AUGGAAGCACACAAAGGGAAGCAAGAUAUUUUCAUAGUACAAGUACUUAUAACCCCGACAUUUGUCGAAUUAAACCACAUAUAUCCUCCCAUUCGCCUUCUGUCACCUCCCUCUAUCUCCUCCAACCCGUCGAUAAAGUUUGAUAAGACGCAGGCUCCACCAACUCUGUUUAUUUAUAUUGCCUCCUACAAUACACCAGACUACCAGACAACACUACACAAAUCCACCAUGCUACACGUCCGAGCAGCCGCAUCCAGCUUGCGCGAGUACCUCACGCCCGUAUCUAACACGUCGACGUUCCGAACGACCGGCGAAAUCACUCCCGACGAGUUUGUGAAGGCCGGCGACUACCUGGUCGAAAAGUUCCCCACGUGGAGCUGGGCGUCUGCUAGCAAGUCCAAGGUGCGAGACUUUUUGCCACCGGACAAGCAGGUGCUGGUGACCCGUCACGUGCCCAGUCACGUGCGAGCCUCGACCGUGAGCGGACCCGUGACUCUGGGAGAGGAGGAGGACGGAUGGACGUCGUUUGGAGUGGCCAACACGAAGGACGCAGAUGGAGACGACACAGAGGAGAUUGCUGAGAUUGCCGAUUCGGACUUUGAGGAGCUAGACGACGAUGACGAUGAUGCAGCUGAGGCUCCUGCCACGGCUACCGACCACAGAACUUACAAUCUCUACAUUGCAUACUCUACGUCGUACCGGGUGCCCAAGAUGUUUCUGUCAGGCUACUCUCCCGAAGGAUCGCCUCUGACGCCCGAAGAUAUGUUUGAAGACAUUAUUCCCGAAUACAGAGACAAGACAGUGACGAUUGAGCGGCCCACGUUCCAAGAUAACAUCACCAUGGUGGCCAUUCAUCCCUGCAAGCAUGCCAACGUCAUGAGAGUGCUUAUGGAGAGAGUGGAGGCCAAGGGAGAUAAAGACAUUACCAGGGGAGUGGCCAAACUCGGCGUGGCUGAUGCAGAUGACGGAGAAGGGGAGGAGGAGUGGGAGGAAGUGGAAAACUCAGCUAUGAGGGUGGACCAAUACCUGGUCACGUUCUUGAAGUUUAUCGCCAGUGUUACUCCGGGUAUUGAGCAUGACUAUACCAUGUCUGCCCUCUAG
Yarrowia lipolytica CLIB122 is the source of this 1101-nucleotide messenger RNA. RefSeq lists its product as uncharacterized. Gene Ontology annotation, cellular component: phagophore assembly site; cytosol. NCBI's taxonomy places the organism in Eukaryota, Fungi, Ascomycota, Dipodascomycetes, Dipodascales. The record is from RefSeq and is a predicted model, not a curated record. Gene Ontology annotation, biological process: autophagy of mitochondrion; autophagosome assembly; nucleophagy. Gene Ontology annotation, molecular function: Atg8-family ligase activity.